Molecule: messenger RNA, 1146 nt
Organism: Syzygium oleosum
Lineage: Eukaryota; Viridiplantae; Streptophyta; Magnoliopsida; Myrtales; Myrtaceae
Product: protein FLC EXPRESSOR
Exons: 4
Coding region: 143-979 (278 amino acids)
Source: RefSeq, a predicted model, not a curated record
UCCAAGAAAGCUCGGGGGCCGCGGCGGCGGAGACGAUGAGAGCAGCGAGCGGCGUCUUCUCCGGGUCGAAGCGCACGACAGUUCGUCGCAUUUCAUACUUCAUCUGAGAAAUCCCUAACAGUCUCCUCCGCCUUCUCCGGUGAUGGCCGCGCGCAAUUAUCUCCCGCCCCAAAGCGCCGCCAGGCUCCGCCACUCCUCCCUCGAAGACCCUCGCCUCCUCCCCCGCCUCCCCCAGGUGGCGGCGCUCGAGGACCGCGCCGCCUCCCAGCACCGCGAGAUCCAGUCCCUCCUCGCCGAGAACCAGCGGCUCCUCGCCACCCACGUGGCCCUCAAGCAGGAGCUCUCCCUCUCCCAGCAGGAGAUCCGCCGCCUGUCCUCCGCCGCCGCCGAGGUCAAGGCGGAGCGGGACGCCCAGGUCCGGGAGGUCUACGAGAGGUCCUUGAAGAUGGAGGCCGAGGUCCGCGACAUCAAUUCCAUGGCCGCCGAGCUGGCCCAGGUGCGCCCACGUGCGCUCAACCUCGGCGCCGAGCGGAAGGAGCUCAUUGUGCAGUUGCGGUGUCUCGAGGAGGAGGUUCUCCGGGCGGCGUCCGAGUUGAAGCAGGUACCCCUGGUCAAGUCCGAGAUCGAGGCCAUGCAUGAAGAGAUUCAGAGGGGAAGAGCUGCUCUUGAACGUGAGAAGAAGACACAAGUUAGUAAUCUGGAGCAAGCUAAGGUGAUGGAGAAACAUAUGUUGUCUUUGAAUCGUGAAAUUGAAAAGCUGCGUGUUGAACUUGCUAAUGCAGAGAGAAGAUCAAGAGCAGCAGCAACAGCAGCAAAUCUAGAUCCUGGAUAUGCCCAAAACUAUAGUUCCCCCGAGAUAGGAUUUGGAGGAAGUACUCACCCCAACACUUACGAAAUGCAUCAGGGUCAUGUCAACCCUGGAGGAGGCGCCCAAUAUGGGCCUGGAAUCAUGCUGCAAGGAGGACAUGCACAUAGAUAAGAUCCCUGCGAUGAUGUGAAGAAACCAGGAUUCUUGAUUAUAUGUGAAAAUAAUUCGAUCCAUUCUUAAAAACGAAUAUUUUAUUUUUUUUGCUCUCGGAAAAACUGAUCGAGGUCUGCAAAUUUUCUGUGACUUCUUCCUUGUAAAUCCACAUGCAGUUCAUUUCA